GCAAUUCAUCUCUCUCUGCAGAAGGUUUGAAGAUGGUAGACUUUAAUCUGAUUCUUACAGAGAUAUUUGAUCGACUUAGUUUGAUGAAGAAAGAAACUGACCUCUAACCUGUGACGUGGAUUACAGAGCAUCAUACAGGACGACCAGUUCGCUAUCAUGCUUGGUGUGACAGGGCGAGUUUCUCAUAGGAGCUCCAGCUGGGAUGAAGUGUGCUACGGUAAAAUCAAGCAGAUCCUCAUAACCCAUGGUGACGCCAUUAAUUCCAUCCAAGUGGCUUAUGAUUUCAAGGGAACUCCAAUUCUUGCUCAUAGGCAUGGAGGCGAUGGAGACAGAUUCGAUUGUAUUAAUUUGUUGUCCUGGGAGACGCUCACAGUAGUGAAAGGCUAUUAUGGGCCACUUGGAAAUGAUGGUAUAGACGUUGUACUGUCGCUCACCUUUGUUACCAACGGAGGAAACACCUACGGGCCAUUUGGGCGAGAAAGCGGCACUCCCUUCUGCUUCAACAUUCGGAACGGUGUUCAUUUCUGGGGGUUUCAUGGAUACUCCAACAGUAGGUAUCUUUGUAACAUUGGCAUCUAUGUGAAGCCCACCGCAGAGUAUAAGUACCACUUCUCGCCGAAGCCGGAGAAGUUUGUGGCCGCGCGAUCAGUUUGUAAUGUCUCCUCAUGAUUCCAACAAGUACGUACUCGGCCUCUGAGUUGGUUCUGCACAAACCCUCACCUCCUCUACUCUUUUGCACCCUCCUCAUCCGAUCCAUUAAAUGUUCUACAAAUGUUGUUGAUCGAUCUGGGGAGGCAGGCUAUGAAAUUGAAAAGGGGUUCACUACCA
This is a messenger RNA of Musa acuminata subsp. malaccensis (wild Malaysian banana), 828 nucleotides long. Lineage: Eukaryota; Viridiplantae; Streptophyta; Magnoliopsida; Zingiberales; Musaceae. The record is from RefSeq and is a predicted model, not a curated record.